AUGCCCCCCAAAGCCCUCAAAGCCCUCAAAGCCGCACUAAUAAAACUGAAAAUUCUGAUGAAUGACAAAGAUAUAGCCCUGGCUGUGGCAGAAGCUGUAGAGGCCGCGGCAGCUGCCACUGCCGCAGUCUCGACACCAUGCUUCAGAAAACUAAUGCUUUCAGUUGAUGUCGACUCAGAAGUCGAGUCCGCCGUAGAUCUUCUUAAGGAGAUGUAUAAUGAAGUGGUAGCAGCGGUAAUCCUUAAAUCACCAUUUUAUGUUGAACUCAAUGCCAAGGGAUAUAAAUUUGUUGAGCAAGAGCAUCCACCUGAAGCUGAGUCAGAGCAUUCGCCUGAAGUAGCCGCUGCACCGUCCAAAGUUGAGGCUACGAUCAACCUAAAAAUACUUAUCAACGGUAAAAACCUUCCCACAACCAUUGCAGAAGAAGCCACAGCAACCCCCAAAGCCCUCAAAGCCCAACCCAAUAAACUGAAGAUUUUGAUGAAUGACAAAGAUAUAGCCCUAGCUAUGGUAGAAGCUGCAGAGGCUGCGGCAGCCACCACUACCGCGGUCCAAACAACAAGCUUCAGAAAAUCAAUGCUUCCAGUCGAGUCCGCCGUAGAUCUUCUUAAGGAGAUGUAUAAUGACGUGGUAGCAGCAGCAAUCCUUAAAUCACCAGCAUGUGAUGCUGUUGCUUUCAUUAAAAGCCCUGUUGCCGCUGCCGCCGCAAUUGAUUUCUUCGUUCUCUGUACUUUUACGGCUUCUUCUUUCGAUUCUGCGGCCUUUGUCCCUCCCUCCACUCCGCUCCCUCCUCAGCCUACGUUAACUCCGACAGCCAUGGCGGCAUCACCUCCUCGGAUCCUAAUUGACAACUUUUAUGCUGAACUUAAUGCCAAUGGAUAUAAAUUUGCUGAGCUAGAGCAUCCACCUGAAGCUAAGCUAGAGCAUCCGCCUAAAGUAGCCGCUGCACCCUCCAAAGCCGGGGUUGCGAUCAACCUAAAAAUACUUAUAAAAGGUAAAGACCUUAACACGGCCAUUGCAAAAGACGUCACUGCAACUCUUAAUGCCCCCAAAGCCCUCAAAGCCGCACUCAUGAAAUUGAAGAUUGUGAUGAAUGACAAAGAUAUAGCCCUGGUUAUGGCAGAAGUUGUAGAGGCCGCGGCAGCCGCCACUGCCACAGUCCCGACAUCACGCUUCAGAAAACCAAUGCUUCUAGUCAAUGUCGACCUAGAAGUCGAGUCUGCCACAGAUCUUCUUAGGGAAAUGUAUAAUGAAGUGGAAUUAAUGUUACUAGUGGAAGAGGCAUGUGAUGCCGUUGCUUUUAUUGAAAGCCCUGCUGCCCCAGCCGCAGCAAUUGAUAUCUUCGUUCUCUGUACUUUCAUGGCUUCUCCUUCCGAUUAUGCGACUUAUGUCCUUCCCCUACUCCGCUCCCUGCUCAGCCUACUAGUCUUGCGCUCCAUCCUCAAUCUAUUGGUCCUCUGCUCCCUCCGAUGA
Prunus armeniaca (apricot) is the source of this 1473-nucleotide messenger RNA. The record is from the annotation of a GenBank genome assembly. NCBI's taxonomy places the organism in Eukaryota, Viridiplantae, Streptophyta, Magnoliopsida, Rosales, Rosaceae.